AUGCUCGCUCCCGUCCACGCCUCCCCUUCACCCCUCCUCUCCGCAUCUGCCCUCCCAGACACGUGCGAGGUGAAGGCGUGUGUGGAUGGCACGUGCACCCAGGACGUCAACGGAACGGCAUCCUGCCAUUGUGACGCUGACGCUGGCCUCGUGCUGCUGGAUGACGAGAGGACGUGCGAAGAUGUGUGCAUUAUCAAGGACUGUGAAGGCAGUGAUGCCAACUCCACGUGUGUCAAGAAUGGCACCGUUGCAACCUGUGUCUGCAAGACUGGAUUCGAGCUGUUUGAGGGCAAAUGCAUUGUUGGCCUUUUGCUUAAUCUCCUUCACCCCUCUUUCCACAUCCCCUCCGCCCCUGCCCUCCCAGACACGUGCGAAGUGAAGGCGUGUGUGGAUGGCACGUGCACCCAGGACGUCAACGGAACGGCAUCCUGCCAUUGUGACGCCGAUGCUGGCCUUGUGCUACUGGAUGACGAGAGGACAUGCGAAGACACGUGCGAGGUGAAGGCGUGUGUGGAUGGCACGUGCACCAAGGACGUCAACGGAACGGCGUCCUGCCAUUGUGACGCCGACGCUGGCUUCGUGCUGCUAGAUGACGAGAGGACGUGCAAAGACGUGUGCCUCAUCGAGGACUGUGAGGGCAAGGACGCCAAGUCCAUGUGUGUGAGGAAUCGGGACGUGGCUCACUGUGAAUGCGUGCUCAACUAUGAGCUGUUCCGGGGCAUUCGUCCACAUUUUACUGCUCUCUCAAACUACCUUUCGCUUACGCCUCUCCACCCCUCCGUCCACAUCCCCUCUGCCCCUGCCCUCCCAGACACGUGCGAGGUGAAGGCAUGUGUGAAUGGCCUGUGCCGCCAGGACAGCAGCACUGGAGCGGUAUCCUGCCAUUGUGACGCCGACGCUGGCUACGUGCUGCUGGAUGAUGAGAGGACGUGCAAAGAUGUGUGCAUUAUCAAGGACUGUGAAGGCAGUGAUUUCAACUCCACGUGUGUCAAGAAUGGCACCGAUGCAACCUGUAUCUGCAAGACUGGGUUCAAGCUGUUUGAGGGCAAAUGCAUUGGUAUGCCUGCCCUUCCUGCCACCACCCCUCCCCUCUCCCCUAUACCUGCCAGCUCAGGGGCUGGUAGUUCAUAA
Closterium sp. Yama58-4 is the source of this 1131-nucleotide messenger RNA. NCBI's taxonomy places the organism in Eukaryota, Viridiplantae, Streptophyta, Zygnematophyceae, Desmidiales, Closteriaceae. The record is from the annotation of a GenBank genome assembly.